UGAUCGUGCUCCUGGGUGCCAGUUGCGCAGAACCUAAAUCAUUUGGGGUAUUGGUUUGUCACCCUUACCCUGCCUCUUGGGUCUUAUCUGUUACGCGUCUUAUCAAGCGGUUAUCGCUUUGCUCCAAAGAUAUAUUGCAUUUUGUUCCUAUCUGUAACGGUGUGUGGUUUUUUUGUUAUAAUGAAGAGGCUAUCUCGAGAGGGGAGGACAGGGUUUUGACACGGAUGGAUUCAACUCCUCCGGUCAGAGCGCGCGGUGUGCUUACAUUUCUAAUGGAUUAAUAUCUUAGGCGGUAUUGCCAAACAUGUCUUAACUAUUAGUCUAUAACCAUCAUAUAGUUUUAAUAGUGAGGAUCGAGUAGUGUGUGCUAAGUAACCUAGCCUUUCGCCUAUCAUUUUAUGUCAUGUACUCAAAAUUACGCGAAUACGUUUCAAAAUGAAACCAAGCCCCACGUCAAGGGCUAUGUUGGGUUUGUAUUACGCAGUUUCCCAGAGGGGCAGACAACACCCUCACGAUUUUCUAGCCCUACGGUGUAUGGAAAGUGAUCCUGGAUGGACCUGGGCGAAAACAGCUGGUCCAUGGUCAAGCAAGAAGUGUCCAGCAGCCCAGGGUCACCGGCUGAACAGAGCUACUUACACGGCGGUCAGGACAGGAGGGAGAGUCACGGCCACGCGCACGACUCGGAGGGACUCAGGUCACCGCCGACAACGGAUCAACUUAACUUAGUGGGACACCGGCGCGACGAGGGGCCAGGUAGACCAUCUCUACACUCCUACGUUCACUUCGGACACGGACACCAUAACAACAACACUGCCCUGCCCACCACAGAGGACAUCACGCUGUUCACGGAUUUAGACCAGGGCAACAAACUAAUCAUCUCUAGCGGAGCGCACCCGCACCACAAGGGGGGCCUUAUCGUCGACCCCAGCGACAUGUAUCAAACACUAGCCAUCGCGGCGGCCCACCAGAGCCAGGCGGGGUACGACUCGCCCUCUGGGGGCUAUAUGCACUCCAACCCCAACUCUCCAGUGUAUGUACCGAGCUCCCGGGUGGGACCCAUGAUAUCCAGCCUCCCUUAUUUGCAAGCCAGCGGGUCGGCACAGCCCAGUCAUGCGGUCACAAGCCAUUCAGUCUGGUCGCAGUCUACUCCGGAGAGUCCCUCCUACAGCACCGGGAGUCCUCAUACCGCCAACCGUUUCCAUUACCCUCCAAGCCCGCCAAUGAACAACGUAGCGUCCAGGGAUAACGGCUACAGUAACCCGCUGAAUGUGGGCAGUCGAGACCAGUACGGUCUCCCGCGGCCCCUCGGUGGAUCCUACGCCAGUCCCUACUCCCCGUAUGUUGGACCGCAGCUAUCCCAGUUGUCCUCGCCUUGGCCGGGAGGACCGUUCGAUAACACCAUGUUGCACACUUUGCAAAGCAGAGGUGCGCCCUUGACGAUUCGAGGACCCAAUGGAGAUAUUCUCGACGACCUGGGAGAGAGCAGGGAAUGCGUCAACUGCGGCUCCAUCUCAACGCCGCUUUGGAGACGCGAUGGCACGGGCCACUUUCUCUGCAACGCCUGCGGCCUGUACAGCAAAAUGAAUGGACUCAGCCGGCCAUUAAUUAAACCACAGAAGCGGAUGUCAUCAUCCCGGCGAAUUGGCCUCUCCUGCGCCAACUGUCAGACGAGCACAACCACCUUGUGGCGCAGAAACGCAGAAGGAGAACCGGUCUGCAACGCAUGUGGGCUCUACACAAAAUUACAUGGAGUACCUCGGCCGCUCGCCAUGAAGAAAGAGGGAAUUCAGACGAGGAAAAGAAAACCUAAAACUUUGAACAAAACCAAGGGAUCCUCUGGAAAUAGUAAUUCCGUCGCCAUGACUCCGACGUCGACGUCUUCUUCCAACUCUGAAGACUGCUCGAAGAACAGCUCUCCCAACACGCAGGUCCAGUCCUCUGUCCUGAGUGGCCCAGCGGAUGGCUCAGGCUCUGAUGGCUCUGCCGUCGUGAAGUACCCAGGCCAGGAUAGUCUCUACACCAGCGUGGGCCUCACCCAGUCUCCAGACAUAGCCGGCUCCGUCAGGGGAGAGUCCUGGUGCCCCAUGGCUCUUGCCUGAGUCACGAGCUGGGGGUGGAACCCACCACACUAUCCUCUCUCGCUCUCUCUCUCUCUCUCUCUCUCUGGAUGUCCUGCUGCUGCAUGGUGGAAAUAUUCUGUGCCUUGAUGGUUCUGGGUCUGAUUCCUACUUCCCAGCUAACAACAGUUGGACAGAGACAGCCCCCCCCCCCCACGCUCAUGCAAGUUUGAAACGUCUGGAAUAUUUGGGAUUGAUUUCCAGAAUUAUAUGAGAAAACCUUAGUGCCUUAACAGAAAGGGAAUUAUGUGAGAGGAGGCCUGUUGAUGCAUUCUUGUUACUCUGCAGUUCGGAUGCGUUCCGGACCGACCUGCUGUUUUCUCUCCCCUCUCCUCUCCUCUCUUCCUCUCCCUCCUCUCUCCCUCUCUCCUCCUCUCUCCCUCUCUCUCUCUCCCUCUCUCUCUCCCUCCCUCUCUCUCUCCCUCUCUCCCUCUCUCUCCUCUCUCCCUCUCUCUCCUCUCUUCCUCUCCCUCUCUCUCCUCCUCUCUCCCUCUCUCUCUCCCUCUCUCCCUCUCUUUCCCUCUCUCUCCUCUCUCUCUCUCUCUCUCUCUCUCUCUCUCUCUCUCUCUCUCUCUCUCUCUCUCUCUCUCAGCUAUGGAGGUGGAUAAAAUGUCUGAAAUGAAGAAACCUGUACAUAAUGUUAUGGAUUCCCCCACUCAAGACAAAAGUGGUUAAUUGGAUAUUAGUGCUUGAGAAAAGCUCAACCAUGCAUACAGAGGACAUUUUGAUAAUCAUUUUUUUUUUGCAACUGGAAUCAAGCUAUCAAGUUACCAAGACAACCUUCCUGAAUCAAGAGAAACUAUUUAUUAAUCUUCCAUUGUUGAAAAUAUGACUAUGAUUGUUAAAUAAAGAUAUGGAUAUAGAGUAGAUCUGAAACAAACAAAAAAAAUGUUAUAUCUUUGUUUUUUUAAUAUACUUUUGUAUUUCGUUCUCUCUUGGUGAGUGAGUAGUUGUUAACAGUGAUCGUAAAUCUGCACGUUUUUCCCACUGAUAGCUCUUACUGUAUCUGACUGAAACUCUUGGUUUUAAAACAGGGUAUCAAGGACUGCAAUAUCCUAUGUCGGUCAGUUUUUGUUUUUAAUUAUUAACUCAAUUCGCAAAUAAUGAAAUCCUACAGAUUAAAUAAAAAAUACUGUUCACUUUAUGGUACUAUUUUUUUAAGAAAUUGGUAGAAGUGUUUUUUUUCUUUUCGGCGAGGAUAAAAAAAAGAGAGAACAUGUCCGCAAAAUCUUUGACACAUGUACAACAGCUAGCUAAAUACUGUUUGAAUGAAUGGCACCCGCAAUUGUUUUAUAGAUGCAUAUUUUUGUUACAAUACAAAACUGCAAAAGAAGACUGCUGCAAUAUUAUCUGGCUACAACAAAGACUACCUAACUGGUAGAAACAGUAUACAUUUACUGACGCAUACAUGCAUUUGAUGUUCAUAUAAAAUUUGACAAAAAUCAAAUGAAAAGGCUAAAUGAGGUCAACAUAAAAUAAUGUAAUAUUGCUAAUAUUGCUAAUUCCGCAAACAGAUGCGGAAUUGCUAAAUUGCCCCUAGUAAGUUUUUGGUUGAUAAAAGGGUAAUGGUUGUUCCUACAACCAACUCUAGACUGUCAUAAAACAAAAUUAGUCAACGAGUAAAAUGUUACACAUUUACACAUGCUGAUGAAACUGUAGCUUCAAUUGAGAAUAAUCUUAAAAGACUGAUUUAUGCCAAGAGUUAUGUUUCAGUGACGUGAAGAAAAUUCAUAUGUAGGUAGAAAACAACCUUUCACUGGUUUAAAGACAUAAUGACCUUAUAUGACAAAUCACUGUUGAUUUUGGUUUGACUCAACACGCAACAAAAAAGUGGAAUACAAAUGUGCCCUUGUAUUUUUACUCAAAAUAUGUCUAAAGCUGAAAAAAGUUGAAAAAAAAAGUAGAAAUAUGUCUUUCCCAUUCAAUACACAGAUCAUACUAUAUGUCUCCCUCUCCUCCAGCAGGGGUGUGAAUGGCGCCUCGCUCAGCAGAACUCUCAGUGGAUCCAUUUUAGGGCCAGACAAAUUCCUCUAGCUCUCUGGGGAAUGUCAAUUUCGGCGGAAUGAAUCUGAAGGUCAUUGUGAAACUGCCGUUUUAAAGUGCAUUUCAGUUUCACCAUCAGGGUCGUUCAGCUGAAACAGGGCCUGCUAAUAGUUUUUUUCUGGACUUAUUUAUUUUUUGAAAUAUCAUGUUUAUUAAUAACAUUGUUUUCCUAUUUUUUUGUUUGGAUAUUUGUAUUUCUUUGGUUGGUUGUUUUAUUCUUGAUACAGUUUUAAAUGAUAUUAUUUCAAUAUUUGAAAUAAAUUGUUCUGUUGAUAUGUGAAUUUUGGAAUAAUUGCCCAUCUUUGAAGGAAAUCUACACGUUGUUGUUGUGUCAUUGUAUCACAGUGUUUUUGUGGUAUGUGCCAGAGUUUGCAGCAAGAGUUUUAGCUCCAUCUAGCCAUUUGCUGUGAAGGUACAUAUAACCAUUUUGAAAUUGUAAUAUUAAAUAACCCCAUCAUAUUUGAAUAAUAUUUAUACAUUUGUUGUUAUAUUGGCAUUAAAAAAAAUUGGCAGUGGUAUUCCUCACUUAAAUUCUUUCACCUCAUGAUUCAGGGAGGUUCGAUAAAAGCUAGUAGUCUACCGGUAUUCCGGAAUAUAAAUCGCCUUAGCCUACUUUCCAUUUUUUUUUAAAUUGAACUUGUAUGAAGAUUUCCACUAUAUUACUUCAUGCCGGAAUAAUAAACCAAACGUUAUCAAAACGUUUAUUAAAACUGUG
Molecule: messenger RNA, 4875 nt
Organism: Salmo salar (Atlantic salmon)
Lineage: Eukaryota; Metazoa; Chordata; Actinopteri; Salmoniformes; Salmonidae
Product: GATA-binding factor 6-B-like
Biological process (GO): epithelial cell differentiation; cell fate commitment; negative regulation of transcription by RNA polymerase II
Cellular component (GO): nucleus
Molecular function (GO): zinc ion binding; DNA-binding transcription factor activity, RNA polymerase II-specific; RNA polymerase II cis-regulatory region sequence-specific DNA binding
Source: RefSeq, a predicted model, not a curated record